CCCCCCUCUGUGAUUUCAAUCCAAACUUCAAUAUGGCGCCUAUUGCUCUGAAAGACAAGAGAAUCGAGGAGCUCACAAAACAGCUUGUGAAGCGAUUCAUCAGAGGAGAGUUAGCAAAAAAGAAUGUUCCUGUUGCUACUCAAUUUGCGAUGUCAAAUUUUAGGUACCACAAAUUUUUGGAUGCAGACAGCAACAAGAUUUCAAGGACAAUUCAGGGACUUUGCGAGAAGUUUGCAAUCCAUGGACAAGAUCAUAAAUCACAGGCUCUUUCAACUUUGGUAGAAAAGUUUAUGAGCUGCCUUUUGUUUGACCAACAGUAUGGCGAAAAGAGUGACGUUCAUUAUGCAUUACUAAAAUUCCUCACAGUGCUGUCAGAUUCUCCGGUUAAUUCUGUUUACCAUCCACCACAAUCGGAAGAAAGUCAAGAUGCAAAAGAUAAUUUUAAUUGGACAAACUAUCUUCUUGAGGGUGAAGAAAAAUACAUUGUUCAUUAUUAUGAUACAAAUGAAGAGGAAUUUUGGAGUGACUUAGAUUCAGAGGAUGAUGACAGCGUUAUUGAAGAUGAUGAAAUAUCAGCAGAGAAUCAGAAUGAUAAAGGAGAUGAAUGCAAUCAACCAGAGAGAAACCAAGGGACUGUCAGAUACAUAGCAAAUACCGGUGUUAUAACAUUGGAGGCAAGGGACAUUCUUUGUGAAAACAUCAUGGAACCAUAUUGGAUGACUAAAGAAAGUUCAUCAGUUGCUGAAGAAUCUUCAAAGAUAUCACUUGCCUCGCAGUGGUCAGAAUAUUGUUUGGAAACAAACCCUCUUGGUGUUAGACCAACACAACGUCUUCAUGAAAUCCAAGUUAUCAGAGAAACGAUCUGGAUGUUAUCUGGUGUUAAAAAACUACACGUUUAUGAUUUUACUAAUGAAAAAUUCACGGUUCGUGAGGGAAUUGAAAUGACACACAUUACGGAGCUUUCACUACAGAAGUUUUUGAUCGCGUUUGCCGACACGGCUACUUCAAUAGUCGAGUUACGUAGUUUCAUAAAGAAAGUUUGUCAAGCCUCGACCGACAAGAAAAUCCCACAAACAUAUCAAGCGUUUAGCUUUUCGGUUUUAAAAUACUUUCAGAAAUUUAAUGAAGAUUUGUCAAAGAUUGAAGAAUCCAUCAUUAAGAAAGAGGAAACAGUUACGUUAUCAGUCCUGCAAUGUCACAUUUCACAAUAUCAGAAAGAGAUUACUGCGAUAUUUGAUGUGUAUCAUCACGGGAUCAAAAUCGUAGCAGAAAGACCGAACUACGAGAAAGUUGCAUUUUUCCUAAACGCAUUUUACCAUGAGAUACUCCUUGCUGAUGGCCUUGGAGAUUAUGGUCGUUGGAAGGUGAAAAUCUUACUACCUCUGUUUUUUAAUACUCUGGAACCCUACGUGGAAUUUCUUGAUGGUUGUCUCACUGAAGGAAAGUUAAUCGAUGCCGCUGAUGAGUUCUGUAUUCAAAGGCUUUCUACAAUCGUUAACCAAGGGCCUGAAUUAUGGGCAUCAGUUUUAAAAGUCAAAGGUGAAACUGAAGCUUACAGCGUUUCUUGCCCGACAUUUCUCCAGCCUGUCCUUCCAGAAAUUAUUCUCGCUGGAAAGUCUAUUAUCCUUCUUGAAAGUUUGGGCGAGCUUUCGAAGAAUGCUGAUCGACUUUUACAAGAGGAAUCUUUGAACACAAUGUUCGCACGUUCUGUGUCGACCCUCACGGACAUUCAAAAUAUGGCAGAACUAUUUCAACUGUGUUUUUAUCCACAUAUUCGAGCUAAAUACGAAAAGAGUUGCAGUUCUUUAAUUCAUCUUUUGAAAACUGAAUAUAUGUUAUUAGAUCACCUUGCAGCCUUAAGGAAAUUUUUCUUUCUGGAAGCGGGAGACGCUAUGCAUCAUUUUUACACCGACAUCUUUAAGAAGUGCAAUCGUCAUGAACGAUGGCAAGACAUGUCAUACUUAAACAGCUUACUUUACGAAUCUCUCAGUCCUGCAUAUUCUGAAAUGAAAGAGAGGUUUACAGUGGGCUAUAACAAGCCAGAAAAAUUGACGAUAGACUCGUUUGAAGGCUUGGAGCUAAAUUAUAAGGCACCCUGGCCAAUUAACCUUGUGAUAGACGCUUCAUCUCAGAAACGAUAUAACGAUGUUUUCUUAUUUUUGUUGCACUUGAAACGUGCAAAGUGGAGUCUGGAUGAUUUACGUUUUAAAGAUCUACAACGCAGGCAGAUCGCCCCUAACUUUGAAGACAUUGAGGAUGAAGAGAAAAUCCCAGUUCAACCGGGUCUCGUAAUGGAUUAUCGUGUUCAGCAUCGAUUGCAUCUUGUCCGUUUUGAUCUAAUGCAGUUUGUUAACGGCCUGCAUCAAUAUAUUAUGACCAGGAUUCUUCACAGCAAGCUGGAAUUUAAAGAAGCUUUAAAAAAGGCAACAGAUUUAGAUGAAAUCAUCAAAGCUCAUUCGCUUUACGUGGAGAAGAUUUUUGAAAGAUGCCUGAUGACGAAGAAGCUCGAAGUUAUGAAAGUUGGUAUUCUCAAAGUCCUAAGACUCGCCGUAAAAUUCAGCAAACUAUGGCGUCUGGAUGUCAGAGAUAACAGGGAAGGUUUAGUGAUAUCCAUGGGUGAAGAUCUUCAAAAAUGGAGAACAUUCAUAAUGACAUUCUUGACAAAACAGAUGAAACGCGGUUCAUAUCCUCAAUUAGAAGCAUUGGCUUUCAGUUUGGGAUCAAAGAAGCAAAUAAACGUUGCCGGAGAAAGUUAGGGCGAAUUGUGGACAGA
Messenger RNA from Dendronephthya gigantea, 2773 nucleotides. Its product is annotated as gamma-tubulin complex component 5-like. Bases 33 to 2756 code for a protein of 907 amino acids. The record is from RefSeq and is a predicted model, not a curated record. Gene Ontology annotation, biological process: spindle assembly; microtubule nucleation; meiotic cell cycle. Gene Ontology annotation, cellular component: spindle pole; centrosome; gamma-tubulin complex. Gene Ontology annotation, molecular function: microtubule minus-end binding; gamma-tubulin binding. The transcript is spliced from 34 exons. NCBI's taxonomy places the organism in Eukaryota, Metazoa, Cnidaria, Anthozoa, Malacalcyonacea, Nephtheidae.